Cynocephalus volans (Philippine flying lemur) is the source of this 6399-nucleotide messenger RNA. RefSeq names its product NHS like 1 (gene NHSL1). Gene Ontology annotation, biological process: cell differentiation. The transcript has 7 exons. Bases 419 to 5161 code for a protein of 1580 amino acids. The record is from RefSeq and is a predicted model, not a curated record. NCBI's taxonomy places the organism in Eukaryota, Metazoa, Chordata, Mammalia, Dermoptera, Cynocephalidae.
CAGUGUGGGACGCUAGGGACACACCAAAGGGUCGGAGUGCCUUGGUUCUGGUCUUCGCAAAGUCCCGACAAGUGUUCCUGAAAUGAACGCCCAGCUUCAUUUUUAAAACUGUACUUUUAUUUAUUUUUUAUUUUAUUUUUUGCCGUGGCUGUCUCUGAUUUAGAAACCGAGUACCACAAUGCGGCUAGGCUAGUACACUUUGUUUUGUUUUUUCUUUCUUAACCCUUCACUUCCCCUUUCUUUUUAAUUGGGUGACAUAGAAGCAGUCUUUUUGCAUAACCCUGUGCCUGACUCUCAACGUUGUCUGCAUAAGUAGGAAGGAGGCUGCUCUUUAAAGGACCCGGGCCAAUUUAAAAAAAACAAGCUUUUUGUUCGUUUCGCUGUCCUUUGUCUCUGGUCGGUUUUGACGUGAAAGAAGAUGAAAAAGGAAGGCUCUUCAGGCUCUUUCAGACUCAGGCCAAAUUCAGGUUCUCUCUCACGUGCUGUGAGUUGGAUAAAUUUCUCCUCCCUGUCCAGGCAGACAAAGAGGCUGUUUCGCAGUGAUGGGGAGCUCUCGGUCUGCGGGCAGCAGGUGGAAGCGGACGAUGAAACCUGGAUAUACAGGACCCAGCCCAGAAAAGCGGUUUCCAACCUAGAUGAGGAGAGUCGUUGGACAGUCCACUACACUGCCCCAUGGCACCAGCAGGAGAAUGUGUUCCUUCCCACCACGAGACCCCCCUGCGUUGAGGACCUGCACCGCCAAGCCAAGCUCAACCUCAAAUCAGUACUGCGGGAAUGUGAUAAACUGCGGCGAGAUGGCUACCGAAGUUCUCAGUACUACUCUCAGGGACCCAGCUUUGCAGCCAACUCCAGCCCUCUCUGUGAUGAUUAUCAAGAUGAGGAUGAAGAAACAGAUCAAAAGUGUUCUCUUUCUUCGUCAGAAGAGGAAAGAUUUAUUUCCAGCAGGAGACCUAAAACGCCAACCUCAAGUGACUUCUCUGACCUUAAUACUCAGACGAACUGGACCAAGUCACUUCCACUGCCAACACCAGAAGAGAAGAUGCGACAGCAAGCCCAAACAGUCCAGGCCGAUGUGGUUCCUAUUAAUAUAACUGCAUCAGGCACUGGCCAGGAUGAUGGUGGUGGCCACACAGUGUACAGCCCAGACCACUACCCUACACUGGGACAGCUUGGUAGCUGUCGGGCUGCAGGGCAGCGCUCAGAAACCAGGGACUCCAGCUGUCAGACUGAGGACAUGAAGGUUGUACCACCUUCAAUGAGAAGAAUCAGGGCACAGAAGGGGCAAGGCAUUGCUGCCCAGAUGGGCCACUUCUCAGGCUCCUCUGGUAACAUGUCUGUGCUGAGCGAUUCCGCAGGGGUUGUGUUCCCCUCUCGCCUCAACAAUGAUGCUGGUUUCCAUAGUCUUCCACGUUCUGGAGUGAGGGCGAACAUUCAGUCCCUUGAGCCAAGGCUGGGUGCCCUGGGCCCUGCAGAAGACAUGGAUGGCACUUUCCACUACCAGAGGAGUAACUCACAAGUAGAUGAAAACCUAGGAUGUUUAGGAGGUGCCUCCAGGACUGCAGCACUUUUGAGGCCCAAAUCUCAGGAGCUGCAGCACUUUGAGAGUGAAAAUGUAACAAGCCCAGCGUGUGUGGUUUCUCCUCAUGCAACAUACUCCACCAGCAUCAUCCCAAAUGCCACCCUCUCAUCCUCUUCAGAGGUUAUUGUUAUUCACCCUGCUCAGAGUUCAGGGCAGCUGGACGGUAAAAUUACCAGCUCAUCCUCAUACACAAAGGUAAAAUCCAGAGACCGCCUCAUCUCCAGGCAUGCUGUGAAAGGUGAUCAUCAGCCUCCCAGUGGUCACUGGAAUGAGGGCCAUCCCACCAUACCUUCACAGGCCCUAGGCACCCAUUCCCCCAGUGCCCCAGCAAAUUGGGAAAAUGGGCCCCAAGCCAUGCCCUAUAAUUGCAGAAACAACCUGAGCUUCCCAUCCCAUCCCCAGGAUGUGGAUGGCAAGAGCGAGUCUAGUUAUUCAGGGGGCAGAGGGCACGGCAGCUUGGAGCCCUGGGAAUACAAGGCCUCAGGUAAUGGGCGGGAAUCCCCACUGAAGUCACACUUGGCAACUCAGGGUUACUCCACUCCUGCAAGUAACAUGAGCAGCUGCAGUCUGGACCAAACAUCCAACAAAGAGGAUGCUGGGUCCCUGUAUUCAGAGGACCACAAUGGCUACUACACAUCUAUGCACACCGACUCUGGACAUGGAUCUGGGAAUCUGUGCAAUAGCCGCGAUGGCUUUGGAAACCCCAGGCACAGCGUGGUCAAUGUUUUUGAUGGAAGAGCUCAGAAAAACCAAGGGGACCGAUCAAGUUACCAUGAUAAAUCCCUUUCCAGAAACAUCUCUUUGAAGAAAGCAAAGAAGCCUCCCCUGCCACCCUCGCGGACAGACUCUCUCCGCAGGAUUCCCAAGCAGAGCAGCCAGUCGAACGGGCAGGUGCUCAAUGAGAGCCUGAUCGCCACGCUCCAGCACUCGCUGCAGCUGAGCCUCCCGGGCAAGGGCGGCAGCUCGCCCUCCCAGAGCCCCUGCAGUGACUGUGAGGAGCCCUGGCUGCCGCGUUCCCGGAGCCAGAGCACGGUCAGUGCCGGCAGCAGUAUGACAUCCGCCACCACCCCCAACGUCUACCCCCUGUGCGGGGUCACGCCCUCGCAGAGCGACACGAGCAGCGUCAAGUCGGAGUACACGGACCCUUGGGGCUACUACAUCGACUACACGGGCAUGCAGGAGGACCCGGGCAACCCGGGAGGGGUCUGCCCGGCCAGCAGUGGGGCGCCGACCAGAAACGGGCCGGGCCACCGUGCCCCAGAGGGCUCGAGGGCCGCGAUGCCCCACGUGCCCAGUGGUUCAGUCAAACCAAAGAUGACAUCGCCGGAGAAGUCACACAGAGUCACUUCUCCAUCCAGUGGGUACUCCAGCCAGUCCAAUACACCCACAGCGCUCACCCCUGUGCCUGUGUUUUUAAAAUCCAUGUCACCAGCAAAUGGGAAGGGAAAGCCCAAGCCCAAGGUGCCAGAAAGGAAGUCCUCUCUGAUGUCUUCAGUGUCCGUUUCCUCGUCGUCCACUUCUCUUUCCUCCAGUGCUUCCACUGAAGGAAGUGGCACUGUGAAGAAGCCCGCCUCGGCCACGGCCUCUCCGCCGGCGGCUGCUGCUCCUGUCCCCUCUCUUCCCUCGCCACCUGCUGCCGACAGGUCCCCUGCCCUCCCUCCGCCCCCUCCUCUAGCAGGUGGCUCGCCCCUGCCGCGCUCUCCCGGUUUCCCGCCUACACCACCAGAAGCCCUCGCUCCCUUCUGCUCCACCACCGCCACUGCCACCGCCGGGUGCCUUCCUCGUGCCCCCGCAGCCCUCAGCCCCGUUCUUCCAGAUUCUUCUGCUGCCUUGCCGCCGCCCCCACCUUUCUUACCCACCUCGCUGCCCCCGCCUGCCCCGCCGCUUGACCCCAGUCUCGUGAAGGACACCAGGCCUUCUUUCAAAACCUCUGGCCAGCCAGCGCCCUCCCGGGAGGCCUGCAAGCCUCCUGCUAACAAGGAGGAGGGCAGCAGGCCCCCCAUGCCCCUGAUAACCACGGAGGCGCUGCAGACGGUGCAGCUGAGGCCCGUGCGCAAGAACUCGGCCACCGAGGUAGCUCUGUCGUCUGAACCAGCAGCUCAGGAAACACCAGCUCCGGGUGCUCCACGAUACCACUUGAAGCCAUCUGCUCUCCUCAAAUCCCCAAAUAGCAUCAAUGAAAUGGAGAGUGGAAGCCAGCCCGCCGCCGUGACAAGCUCGCUUCCGAUGCCUGCCAAGAGCCAGAGUCAGGGUGACCAUGGCAGUGCAGCCGAGCAUGGCAGCCCUCCGAGCUGCAGCCGUGCAGCUCCGGGGCCCAGUGCUGGAAUCGCCCCACUCCCGGACCCUUCACCCAGCAGGAAACCGCCCCCCGUUUCCAGGAAGCCCAAACUGUUCCUGGUGGUGCCACCUCCGCAGAGAGAUUACUCCACAGAGAACGUGAGCGAAGCCUUCCCAGGGGCGCCCAGCCCGACGAGAGGAGAGGAGGGCUCUGUGCACAGCAAAGAGGCGCGAGAGAGUCCUGCAGCCCGAGCUGGUUUCCACGCGGCGCACCCCGGCAGCUCGGGUUUUGAGGGAGGAGCUGCAGGAUCCUUGUCUCCCAGCAGAGUGGAAGCCAAUGUCCCCAUGGUACAGCCCAGUGCUUCUCCAGCCCCCACGCAGGAAGAGCCAGCAGAGCACAGUACGGCUGGUGGGGACAACGUGGAGAGCUGCUUGUGUCAACAGGAUGGAGGAGCUGGGGCGCUGGAGACCAACACGGCCAGUUCUUCCUCAGAGGCCUGCGACUUCCUUAAGGAAGAAGGGAGUGAUGAGGUGAUGGCCCCCUCUAGACCCAGGACCACAGAAGACCUUUUUGCAGCUAUUCACAGAUCCAAAAGGAAAGUCCUUGGUCGUAAGGAUUCAGAUGAUGAUCACGCCCGAAACCAUUCUCCCUCCCCCCCCGUGACACCCACCGGCACUGCCCCCAGCCUAGCCUCUCCAAAGCAAGUGGGAUCGAUUCAGAGAAGUGUCCGAAAGAGCAGCACCAGCAGUGACAACUUCAAAGCUCUUCUGUUAAAAAAGGGGAGUCGUUCAGAUACCAGUGCCCGCAUGUCUGCGGCAGAGAUGCUCAAGAACACAGACCCUCGAUUCCAGAGAUCAAGAUCAGAGCCUUCACCAGACACCCCCGAAAGCCCAUCAAGCUGCUCACCCAGCAAGAACAGAAGAGCCCAGGAGGAGUGGGCCAAGAAUGAAGGCUUGAUGCCUCGGAGUCUGUCCUUUUCAGGCCCCAGGUACGGCCGCAGUCGCACGCCUCCUUCGGCUUCCAGCAGCAGGUACAGCAUGCGGAACCGGAUCCAGAGCAGCCCCAUGACUGUUAUCUCAGAGGGAGAAGGGGAAGCCGUGGAGCCUGUGGAUAGCAGAGCCCACUGGGAUCUGGGUAUUGCAAAGGGGUGCUCACUGGACGGCCUGGUGGGGGAUGAAAUGGACGAGGGCAGCCUGUUUUGUGGCGAGGAGCCCAUCGCCUCCCUGCAGCCAGAGGCUCCUGACUCUGCAAAGGGCAGGGGCCCAUCAGAGCAGUGUGGAGGUUCUCUGAGGGAGGAGAGUUAGGGACAGGAAUGUGACUCUCCCAGGUGACCCAGUGGCAAAUAAGCAGUGCAUCCAUCGCGCUAGGAAGCCUGGUGGGUGCCCCUCCUGCUUGCCCAGGGAUCCCACUCAGCGUUUGUGCCAUGGGCCCCACAUGGCCAACCUGCAGCUAAGGUGAGGGUUGCUUAGGACUCACUUGCCACUUGCCCUAUGGCUUAAAAGCAAGUAGAAGCUUAAACUUCUGAAAGUGCUUCCUGGGGAAGAUUUCCUUUUUUUGCUAAAUGCUGAGGGUGUGUGUGUAGAGGGGAGGUGUGUGUGUGCAUUUUGAACAAUUUAUUUUUUAAAAAUGCACACAAACAGCAUGUACAGAAAUAGGAGAAAGAAAGAGGUUAGCGAGGUAGAGUAAUGGAGUCUUCUGGACUAGGUGGUAAUGCUUUCAAAGCAUUAUGUUUAUGGAAAUUAGUUCUAUAAGAAGAAAGAGGAUCAUGACUUCUAAGAAAGGGGUGGUAGAUUUGCUGCUGCUUCAUGCACAGAACACAUGGAUGUAUGCACAUGUGUGCUGCUGAGCUGAGUGAAGCGUGUCAGGGUGCACACACAAGCUGGGGAAGGGCUCAGUGACUAAUUGGUUCAGGUACUUUUUUUCUGGGGGAAAUAGGCUUUCUUUCUUUCUGUAAAAAUGUCAAACAUGGGAAAGUGGCGAUGCUGUAACUUGGUGCGUGCUGCUGUGCAGCUGCAUACACACAACUUUUAGCCUGAGUUUUAGAAGUGUAGGUGAUUUUUAAACAAAUUUCCUCCUUGAGUAGCAGCCAGGACCUUUUAGAACCGAAGUGAUGGUGUAGACACACGGGGGAGAGAGAUGAGCGAAGGGGAGAGGAGUGAGUGAUACACUGCUGGACUUUGUUUUCUGCCUAUUAAAUAAAAUUAUUUUUCAGAAUUAAAUUUGAAAACUUGCACUACAGAACUGUGGGUAGAGCUUUUCCUUUUACAACAAUUUUUACCAGAGUUUAAACUUCCAUUUGGCAAUUUCUUAUCACUUGAAAUGUCAACAUUUGCUGACUUCUGGAUAUCUUUUUGGUUACACCAAAGAAAAAGUGAUGGCUGUUGUUUUCCUUGAACUGCCUAUGGUAUCAUGUCCUAAUUUAGACAGGUUUAUCAAAAUUUAUUUUAUAUUAUCUUACUUUGAAGAAAAUGCAGAAGAGCUCUUGUUAGUCAAAUAAACUGAUAAAAAUUGGUAGGGCUGGGGUAUUAAUUAGCCCAGGGAA